Molecule: messenger RNA, 807 nt
Organism: Polypterus senegalus (gray bichir)
Lineage: Eukaryota; Metazoa; Chordata; Cladistia; Polypteriformes; Polypteridae
Gene: nkx6-3
Product: NK6 homeobox 3
Exons: 3
Coding region: 1-807 (268 amino acids)
Biological process (GO): regulation of transcription by RNA polymerase II; cell differentiation
Cellular component (GO): nucleus
Molecular function (GO): DNA-binding transcription factor activity, RNA polymerase II-specific; RNA polymerase II cis-regulatory region sequence-specific DNA binding
Source: RefSeq, a predicted model, not a curated record
AUGGAGCACAACAUUCCCAGCUCUUUCCUGUUUAACAACUCUUUAAACCAGCUGCCCCCUGACAUCAAGACUCCCAUGUGUCAGUAUUCUGUGCAGAACACUUUCUACAAGCUGCAUCCUUCUGGUGGACUCAAUGCCCAGCUCCAGGCUGGCACUCCUCAUGGGAUCAGUGACAUUCUCAGCCGGCCAGUGGUGGGUACCCCAAACAGUACCCUUCUCUCUGGCUACUCUCAUGUAGGAGGUUUCACUGGGGUCACUCCUUCUGCUGUCUACUAUAACCGGGAUUAUACCCCUCCUAUUGCGGGCUAUGCCAAGCCCAGCGGAGAAUUUGCACCCAAGGCAAGGGCAGGAAGUUGCUGGAAUGAGACAGGCUGUGACUGGAGGGCUAAUCGGCAGCACUGCUCCAAUAACACAGUGCAUGUGUCUGAAUUGUCAGGACGCAAGAAGCACACCAGGCCCACAUUUAGUGGACACCAGAUCUUUGCCUUGGAGAAGACUUUUGAACAGACCAAAUACCUUGCUGGACCAGAACGGGCCAGGCUGGCAUAUUCAUUAGGAAUGACUGAGUCACAGGUCAAGGUGUGGUUUCAGAACCGUAGGACGAAGUGGCGGAAGAAGAGUGCAUCAGAGCCUAGCUCCACCCAGCAAACUGGGCUGGAGCCAACAGUAUCGGAGCCCGAAGUGGAGGACGAUGAAUACAACAAACCUCUGGACCCGGACUCAGACGACGAGAAGAUCCGCUUGCUGUUGCGCAAACACCGGGGCGCGUUCUCCGUGUUGCGACUUGGCGCGCACCACCACCUAUAA